Molecule: messenger RNA, 2037 nt
Organism: Funneliformis caledonium
Lineage: Eukaryota; Fungi; Glomeromycota; Glomeromycetes; Glomerales; Glomeraceae
Source: the annotation of a GenBank genome assembly
AUGUCUAGCUCACUUGAUCAACUUUCUAUUAACACUAUUCGUACGCUUGCUGCGGAUGUUGUAAGAAAAGCUAAUUCUGGGCACCCUGGUGCUCCAAUGGGUUGUGCUCCUAUGGCUCACGUUCUUUUCUCAAAGUUCAUUACGUCCAACCCGGAAAAUCCGAAAUGGCCUAAUCGUGAUCGUUUCGUUUUAUCCAAUGGUCAUGGAUGCGCGUUGCAAUAUAUCUUACUUCAUUUAUUGGGAUGUAAUCUAACGUUAGAUGAUCUAAAAGCGUUUCGUCAAACAGACAGCAAGACUCCUGGUCACCCAGAGUCUCACAUGACUGAUGGUAUUGAGGUAACCACCGGUCCACUUGGGCAAGGUUUUGCGAAUGCCGUAGGAAUGGCUAUGGCCCAAGCUCAUUUCAGUGCUACUUUCAAUAAACCUGGUUUUGACUUGUUCACAAAUCACACUUACGCGAUUUGCGGUGAUGGAUGUCUUCAAGAAGGUGUUGCUUCCGAAGCAGCUUCCCUUGCUGGACACUUGCAACUCGGCAAUCUGAUCGUUCUCUAUGAUGAUAAUCACGUGUCCAUUGAUGGUGAUACGGAAGUGAGCUUCACCGAAGAUGUUUGCAAACGUUUUGAAGCUUACGGAUGGCACACCCAAGUGGUUUCGGAUGGUGAUCAUGAUCUAGCAAGCAUUACCGACGCUGUUGAAAAUGCCAGGAAAGUGACAGAUAAGCCUUCACUUAUCAAGAUCAAGACCAUCAUUGGUAUUGGCUCAAAAAAUCAAGGUACUGAGAAAGUUCAUGGUGCCCCAUUGGCACCUGACGAUAUCGCCAAAAUCAAAACGUUGUACGGUUUCGAUCCGGAAAAAUUCUUCUACGUACCUAGUGAGGUUUAUGAUUACUAUGGUCAAUUCCGUCUAAAAGGUAAAAAAGCCGAAGCUCAAUGGAAUACACUUCUGGAAAAUUACUGCGCCGAAUUCCCUGAACAGGGUGGUGAAAUCAAACGUAGAUUCGCCAAUAAAUUGCCGGAGGGUUGGGAACAACAUUUACCGCGUUAUACGCCGUCUGAUCCCGCGGUCGCUACUCGAAAAUUAUCCGAAAAUGUUUUGAAUAAAAUCGCCGACGUCUUACCAGAACUUUUUGGUGGAUCGGCAGACUUAACUGGUUCGAAUUUGACGCGAUGGAAAUCCGCGGUUGAUUUCCAACCCGAUUCAAAUGGGUUGGGUAAAUAUUCAGGACGUUACGUAAGAUAUGGUGUUCGUGAACAUGGUAUGGCUGGUGCAAUGAACGGUAUUACUUCUUACGGGGGCAUGAUCCCUUUCGGUGGUACUUUCUUGAACUUUAUCAGUUAUGCGUUGGGAUCUGUGCGAUUGUCAGCCCUUUCUUCAUUCCGUGUUCUUUAUAUAAUGACUCACGAUUCAAUUGGAUUGGGUGAGGAUGGACCCACUCAUCAACCGAUUGAAACAGUCGCAGGUUUACGUGCAUUGCCAAAUAUUUUGGUGUUCCGUCCAGCCGACGGUAAUGAAGUAUCGGGUGCUUAUCUUGCAGCGAUUAACAAUAUUACCAGACCGUCAGUACUUUGUCUUUCUCGACAAAAUUUGCCUCAAUUAGAAGGUUCUUCUAUUGAGAAUACUCUUAAAGGUGGUUAUGUAUUGAGAGAAUGCACGGAUGCGAGAAUUACUUUAACUGGCACUGGAUCCGAAAUGGGAAUUGUAGUUGAAGCAGCAAAAAAAUUGGAAUCCGAGGGGAUUAAAACACGCGUAGUAUCUUUACCAUCUUUUGAACUUUUUGAAGAUCAAAGUAUUGAAUAUAAAUCAUCAGUAUUUCCUGAUGGUAUUCCAAUUUUAAGUGUUGAAGCACUCGCAACCUUUGGAUGGUCAAAAUAUGCUCAUGCAAAUAUUGGUAUGACGACUUUUGGUUCGUCCGGUCCUUAUCAACAACUUUAUAAGAAAUAUGGCUUCACGGUUGAAAAUAUUACUGAUAAAGUAAAGAAAACUAUAGAAUUUUAUCAAACGAAUCCCGUUCCAUCAGUUAUUUAUAAACCUUUUUAA